AUGGAUAAUAAAAAAAGAAACCAAUUAGAUUGUGAUAAUAAUAAUAAUGAAAAUAAUAAUAAUGAAAAUAAUAAUAAUGAAAUAACAUAUGAAACAUUUAAAAAAGAAUUUAAAAAUGAGAAUAGAUCAGACUAUAGAAAACUGAGAGCACUAUCAAAGGAAUUGAAUUUAGGUUCCAGUGGGGGUAAAAAAGUAAUUUAUAAUAGAUUAGAAAGCUAUUUAAAAGCUAAAAAAGAUUUAUUAGACGAGAACCAAUUCAAGAGUAAUAUAAACCCAUUCAAUAAGAAACUACCACGUUUAGAAAUCACUAAUUGUGAUGAAAAAAACACAAUCAACAAUGGAGAACUUGCAUUCUGGAAUGUAUUUAGAAAUAAAACAAUAUUCAAAUUAAUUUUUUCAAACUUCAAAUUCAGCCAACUGUUUAACUAUGAUAGUUUAGUAGGUACCAAAUAUAUAUUCAAUAACUUUAGUAAUGCAAGAGAAAUUAUCAAAGAUAAACUCAAGAGUAAAAGUUAUUUUAUUAGAAACAAUGUGGAGGCAGCAUUAAUUAUAGGAAAACUUAAAAAAGAAAAUAGAGAAUUUUAUAUACACUUUUUUUCAACAUAUCCAUUAUACUGUAAAAAUAUCGAUGAUUUUAGGGAUCCUCGAAUAUGGCUACGACAUAUAAUUGAAUGUGGUAAUAUCCCAGCAUUUCAUGCAUACACAUCACUAUUCAAACAAAACCAGAGAUCAAUUACAACAAUAUUCAGAGAAAAAAAUGAAAAAGAUCUAGAUUUGGCUAAAGUUUACAGAAUGCAAGUUUAUUUAGAGACAAUCGGAAUCAAAUUAAACAAUGUAUCGCUUUAUGAUACCAUUCAAACAUUCGAAUAUACAAAGGGAUUCAAAAGCUUAAUAAAACUAUUCAAUACAGUAAUUCAAAAACAUACACCAACCGAAAAACAAAACCUAAUAAUACAUCAACUAAAUGGUCCAAUAGAUUUAAAUCAGUUUAACAAAACACAAUUAAAUUUAAGUAUUGAAGAUAUAUCACUACAAAAUAUCCAAGUUUUAAAACAAAAAAUACACAAAAUAUUAAAAUUCCUAUAUUCAAUAAGUAAAUCAAAUCAUAGCGAUCAAAAAAACCCAUUUUAUAAACCAAUACAAUACUAUUUAUUUUUUAAAGAACAAUCAAAAGCAAAACUAAUCAACAAUAAAAGAAUAAACAACAUACCAAACAAUAAACUAAAUACCUCAAACCAUUUUUAUUUGGAAACCUCUGUUUUUAAUAAAUUAACUUUAUAUUUCCAAAAUACCGAUUCGUGCAUAGAUUUUCAAAAGCAAAUUAUUGACUUUGAACUCGCCCAAACAGAAACAAUAGGGGCAGUAAAUCAAAAGUUGAUAAAUCUUCAAAGAUCUUUAAUUUCCACAGGUAACAUGGUUCUUAUCGAUUAUCUAUUUAGCAAAAACAACUUUGAAUGUUUCGAAUCACACUCUAUCAAAGAAACAUUACCUAUAAUUAAAAAAGAAGAAGUUUUCAAUUACUUUUAUGAAAGAAUAGAAUUAAUCAAUAUGGACAACAACCCAUUAUGGCCAUAUGUCAGCAAAAAAUCAAUAGAGAAAUAUGAAAAUCUAAUGAAAGGUGCAUCAAAAAAGUUUAUAUUUCCAUUAAAUGCACACUAUUCCACAAAUUUAAAAUUAAAAAACGUUUUAAGAGCGCUGAAUAACCCAUCACUUUAUAAAGUUGAAACCAUUGCUAAAUAUAUUAUUGAUUUAUAUUCAUAUUUAGGAUUUCAUUCAGGUGAACAAGAGUUACAUAUAUCAAUUUUAGAAAAGCUUUUCUCAUAUUCAAAUCAAACCACUCUUAUUCUUUCUUUUGACAUUGCUCAGCAACAUUCAGCUCAAAAAACUUAUAAAUUCUUUCACUGGCUAUUCAAAGAUCUAUCAGAUCAAGAUAUCAUCGAUUCAGCCGAAAAAAUUUCAAUAUUAAUUAAAAAAUCAUGUGUCAAUCCAUCAAAUAAUCAAAUUUAUGAAAUUCAAUUAUCUAUCCAAAAUUGGCAAAUUUUUUUAUUGAAAUGUGGACGUUUUGAUGCUUAUUUUAAAGUAUUUAAUUCAAAAGCCUAUAACAUUCUCUUAAGAUAUGAAGACAUCGCCAAUUGUCCAUUAAUGUUACUGGAUCAUUUUUUAGGAUCAGACAAUACAGAAAAUAACAAUUUUAUAACAACAUUAUUAAAAAGAUCAGCAAAAAAAGGUAUGAUAUCAGUAUUCAAAGCCAUUCUCAUUAAAAAACCUACAUUAUUAAAAAUUAACCAUACAUCAAUCUGUAACAUUGAUGAUUUAAAAGAAAUAGUCACUAUAUCAAUAGAGAAUGGUAAUGCAGAAUUAACACAUUUUUUAUUACAACACAUUAAUUUUUCAAAAAAAGAUUUAGAUUCAUUCAAAGAUAGAGAAAUAACAAAAAUGUAA
This is a messenger RNA of Dictyostelium purpureum, 2442 nucleotides long. RefSeq lists its product as uncharacterized. Lineage: Eukaryota; Evosea; Eumycetozoa; Dictyosteliales; Dictyosteliaceae. Bases 1 to 2442 code for a protein of 813 amino acids. The transcript has a single exon. The record is from RefSeq and is a predicted model, not a curated record.